AUGUGGAAUGAUACUGCUCAAGUCAUUAACAUCGAUAGUUCCGAUUCAACACAAGUAUCAGCGCCCUAUGAUGUUGCCAUUGAUAGGAAUCAAAACGUCUAUGUCGCAGAUUACAAUAAUCAACGUGUUCAACAAUGGCAAUCAGGUCAGAAAAAUGGAAGUACAAUAGCAGGCGUCACUGAUCAGGGUGGCAACGGUUUCAAUCAGUUUAAUAGGCCAACAAGUGUAUUUGUGGAUACAAAUGAUAAUUUAUAUGUUGCUGAUCGAGACAAUUAUAGAAUUCAACGUUGGGCACCAGAUUCUAUCAUUGGCGUGACAGUAGCGGGAGGUAAGAACCAAUUCUCUCUCUUUUUCUCUGCUUAGACAGCCACUUCUGUCUCUUCUAGGCAACGGUUUGGGUAACAGUUUAACACAGUUUGGUUCCAGUUAUUCAAUUUACGUUGAUGUCAAUAUGAGUAUAUACAUAUCCGAUUAUCAAUAUCAUCGAGUGGUAAAAUGGGUGUCAGGUGCCCCCAAUUGUACGGUGGUAGCAGGAGGGAAUGGUGCUGGCAGUUCAUUAACACAAUUGCACAAU
Messenger RNA from Didymodactylos carnosus, 574 nucleotides. The record is from the annotation of a GenBank genome assembly. Lineage: Eukaryota; Metazoa; Rotifera; Eurotatoria; Philodinida; Philodinidae.